Onychostruthus taczanowskii (white-rumped snowfinch) is the source of this 364-nucleotide messenger RNA. RefSeq names its product BAF nuclear assembly factor 1 (gene BANF1). NCBI's taxonomy places the organism in Eukaryota, Metazoa, Chordata, Aves, Passeriformes, Passeridae. The record is from RefSeq and is a predicted model, not a curated record. Gene Ontology annotation, molecular function: DNA binding. The transcript has 2 exons. The coding region runs from base 16 to 297 and encodes 93 amino acids.
CUGUCCCCAGGCGCCAUGUCCUCGACGUCACAGAAGCACCGGGACUUCGUGGCGGAGCCGAUGGGGGAGAAGCCGGUGGGGACCUUGGCCGGGAUCGGGGACAUUAGGGAUGUGCUGUGCAGGAAACUGGAGGAGAAGGGCUUUGACAAGGCGUACGUGGUGCUGGGGCAGUUCCUGGUGCUGCGCAAGGACGAGGAGCUGUUCCGGGAGUGGCUCAAGGAGACGUGCGGGGCCAACGCCAAACAGAGCCGCGACUGCUCGGGCUGCCUGCGCGAGUGGUGCGACGCCUUCCUCUGAGCCCCCUCCCCAAAAACGGCACCCCUGACCCCCCCGAGCCCCUCCCUGCGCCCCAAAACCCCCCGGG